Python bivittatus (Burmese python) is the source of this 2423-nucleotide messenger RNA. It is a transcript of the gene SACK1D, whose product is annotated as scaffolding CK1 anchoring protein D. The record is from RefSeq and is a predicted model, not a curated record. Gene Ontology annotation, molecular function: protein kinase binding. NCBI's taxonomy places the organism in Eukaryota, Metazoa, Chordata, Lepidosauria, Squamata, Pythonidae. Gene Ontology annotation, cellular component: cytosol; mitotic spindle pole. Gene Ontology annotation, biological process: regulation of TOR signaling; positive regulation of cell cycle G1/S phase transition; protein localization to mitotic spindle.
GGCUAAGCUGUGUCCAUGGCGAAUCAGUCCCAGUGCCUGGACGAUGUCUCUUUCAGGAGUUUCCGCGGCUGGGAUCCCACCCCAGCCCCGGCCUAUAACGAGGCGCAGCGCCUGGCGCUGGAGGACCUUAUCGCCGGAGGCCGGCCGGCUUUUUACGCUUUCUUGCGCCGGGAGAAGAUGCGCUCCUUCCUUUCCGAUCCCGAGAUCCAGGCCAUUCUGCGCGCCGCCGUGCUGCCACUCGGGGCAGACGAAAGCGCCUCCGCUGCAGACCAAGCCCUGAACACCUCGCUGGACUGCUCCUCGCUUACGUACUUCCCGGUGCAGUCCGACGUAGAGCCGCCCGUACUGGAGCUGGGCUGGCCGUCCUUUGUUACGGGCUCUUUCCGAGGACUGACCCGCGUGGAGACGUACUUCCAGCCCAGCUUUGGAGAGACCAUCUACCCUUGCAAAGAGGCGGUGCGCAAGCAGAUCCGAUCAGCCAGAGAAGUUAUUGCUGUGGUUAUGGAUACCUUCACAGAUAUGGACAUCUUCAGUGACCUUCAAGAAGCAUGUAGGAAGAGGUUGGUUCCUGUGUAUAUACUUCUGGAUCAGAAUUUUCUCUGCCAUUUCUUGGAAAUGUGCAAAAACUUGGAAUUCUACCCCGAACAGGAAAACCUGAUGCGAGUCCGAACUAUUACUGGAAACACAUAUUAUACAAGAUCAGGAGCCAAGAUAAUUGGGAGUGUCCAUGAGAAGUUCAUGCUUGUUGAUGGUGUAAGAGUGAUGACAGGCUCUUACAGCUUCACUUGGACUGAUGGGAAGCUGAACAGCAGUAACUUAUUGCUACUCUCAGGCCAAAUAGUGGAACAUUUUGAUUUGGAGUUCCGAAUUCUUUAUGCACAAUCUAAGCCUCUUAACUCAAAGCUGCCUCAAGACUGCAGGACUAGUGUUUGCCAUGAGCAUCUAGUCAACAAACUAACACCUUGCAAAGAUUUCACUGUGAGUAACCUUCUGAGAGCUGAGUUUGCUAGGCUCUCAAGCACCCCCAAGAAGCUUGAAAGAGAAAUAGAACAGGUUAAAGAGCUCCAAGGGGGGCGAAUGAGUGCUAAACGGCCACACCUUAGUGUUGAAGAGGAAUGGCACAUUGGUCCUGAGAUCCUAACGAAACCUAAGGAAACAAUCAGCCAAUGCACUCAGACUGAAACUUUAGAUGAGAAGCGUGCAACAACACUCUUAAAUUGUGCCACACAAACUACUAUUCCCAUGGUGUCAGCCACCACCCAGACCACUUCUCGAUCUAGAAUGGUGGGCACUCAGACAACAGUUGUAUUCAAGACUUCCAUGACACAGACUGACAAAAGAGAUAAUGUGGAAGUAGCUCUGGCUCAGAGAAUACCUGAUCAGAGGAUUCCUGAUCAAAGAAUGUCCUCUAAAGAAGGGUCUCCUAUUUCUAGAAAGUCUACCUCAACUUCUUCUAGUGCACGGUCACUUUCUUCAUUGUCCUCCCAGUGUUCUCGGGCAAGUUCUGCUGGUUCACUAACGUCCCUUAGGUCUAUUGACUAUACUGUCAAUCAUCGGGGAGAUUAUUUCCGCAAACUAAACAAGGAGAGGGAAUUUCACUACUCUGUUAUCCGAUCCAAGCUUAACCACAUGGUUUCCAUGCUCUCUAGGAGGGGAAAUGCGGCUGAAAAUUACAGAUGUUGCCAUCCAAUGAGGUGCAAUUUAAAACCUAGGCAACAGAUUAGUACAAGUCUAAUAAAUCUUAGAGACUUUGCACUGUAUACUUCAAAUGACUGCUUCUGAGAAAUGCAGAAGGGGAGAGCUUGUAUAUACAUAGUUGUUGGCAAGGGGAUGCUUUUCUUAUAACUGCCCACUUACUUUCUUUUGUGGUAUUACAAGACUUGCUCAACCUUGAUUGAGGCAUGGAGAAAACCUUGUAUGCAGAGGCAAUAGGUGGAUCUAGCUUAAGAGUACAAAAGAAGGCACUCUUAUUUAUUUUAUUCCAUAGGGAUUGUUUUGGGUACAGCAGUUGGAGGUACGCCUGGCUUUGUACUUGGGCCUGUUCAUUUUGUGGUACCUUAUGAAUAUUUGCGGGGGGGAGAGGGGGACUAAAUAUUUUUGUCAAUGCAGUUUUAAACUUUCAAAAGUGCCUACUAGCUUUUUUAACCAAGGGUAUGAUCUAAUCACAGCUAAACCACUGUUCAAGCCUUGUAAUAUUUCUCCCAGUAAGUAUGGCCUUAUCUUUAAUAAACAAAUGGCAAAUUUCUCACCUGUCUUUUGCUAAUCUUACUAUUACAGUUAGACGUAUUGUGUUAAUGAAUUUACAUUUUGAAAAUAAAAGCUUGCCAAAAAUAAACUUGUUUCCAAAAGUAUGCUAAGGCAUUGUAGAAUCCAAAUCUGGUCUCUUAUGAUUGUAUCUCUCUGAUAAUGUUUACAGUUUCAUU